Lucilia sericata (common green bottle fly) is the source of this 2690-nucleotide messenger RNA. Its product is annotated as protein FAM122A. Gene Ontology annotation, molecular function: protein serine/threonine phosphatase inhibitor activity. The coding region runs from base 176 to 1579 and encodes 467 amino acids. The record is from RefSeq and is a predicted model, not a curated record. The transcript has a single exon. Lineage: Eukaryota; Metazoa; Arthropoda; Insecta; Diptera; Calliphoridae.
GAACCCUGACAAGAAAGAAGAAAAAAUCAAGAACCACACUUGUAAACACAGAGUGGCAGGCAAAAUCAUUAAGUAAAAACACUUUUUUUUAACAAACCGAAAAAAUAAAUCUAUAAAAAAACAACAAAUCGCCAAAUAUUUAUUAUAAAACACGACAGAUAUCGACAGAACAGAUAUGGAAGUAAGUUUAGAGCCAUCGAAUGAAGGCGUAGAACAAAAAGAUUGUAAAAAUAAAACGGAUGAAACUAUGACAGAAAUGCAAGUUGUGGUCUUGCCAUCAGUAGUAGAAGCAGCUAAUGGUGCUAGUGCAACGGCUAUAAAUAUAAAUAGUAAUACAAAUCAAAUGGGUGAGAAUGCGAAUGUAGCAACACUCUCGUCGAAAGCUUUAAAAAGAUGCUUAAGUGUGCCAAUACCCAGGUCGCAGCCACCAUCUAGGGAAGUAUCACCAGCACCAGUUUUUAAUAUAUUUGCACCACGCGGAAGACGUUAUUCGGCUAGUUAUAGUCCAGCCAGGGGGUUACCAGCCUCCGGCACCACAGCAGGUUUAAACCCCACAAGUAGUGCAGGUGUUAAUAAUGCUGGAGGCAGAUCCGAUUCAUCACGCUGCGUCACACCACGUAUUUCUCAAUUGCGACAGGAAGAAUGCGUUGAUGGCUUAAAUAUGCGUGAGGUAACCCAUGAGCGAGAAGUUCAUUCGGCCAUACAAAUAUCACAGAGUUGGGAAGAUUUAUCCUUAGUAGCUGAGAAUUGGUCUUGCAAAUCUUCCGAUGAAUUAACUAAUCCUUUACAGGUUAUGGUGAGUGGUGGCAUGAGCAGCGGUAAUAGUUGCUCCAGUCCUAGCCCUACCAAUAAUCGUACUAAUUUACGUCUUCCAUAUGGUUUGUCACCAUCUCCUACACGUCGCAGUACCUUUGCAACACGCCGCUCUAUGUCACCCAUAGCCAUAAGACCCUCACAGUUGGGUCCGGUUAAGAGAAAAUUCGAGUUGGAUGAGGGUUCUUCGAUCAGUUCGUGGGGCUCUUUGUACUCCCAGCCACCGGCAAAGAAAAUGUUUUGCGAAAGUCGUGGCUCUUCACCCAUAUGCCAAUCACCAUCGAGUUCUGUUUGCCCCAGUCCAGAUUCGGGUACUGGUACUUAUGACGGACGUAUUACACCUAAACUGUUGAUAUCAAAACUAUGCACCAAUAAUACAACAAACACAAAUUCUGCUUGUUCCUCACCCAUGUCGGCUUCAUCUUGCAGUGAUGUUAUAGAAUCUACAGUUGCAGCUGUAAGCGCUCACUGUUCUUCGUCUUCAUCCUCCUCCUCUUCGUCAUCGUCUUCUUCGGCAUCGUCAAAUUCUCUGGUGUCUAGCAAUAGUGAACCCAUGAGUAUUGGCAGCAGUCUGGAAGAAACCAUCUCAAUUUCCAACAAAUUGGCUAUACCAGCCAUGCAGGAUGAAUCUACCCUAAUGGAUGUCCUAAAGCCAGACACCACCACACCUGUUAAUAUGGAGGCUUGUACAAAAAUGUUAGUAGAACCUAUGGUCACUAGCACAACCACCACAAAUCCAGCAGUAGUUAUGGAUGAAAAAAUGUAAGCAAGUGUUGAUGUUUAUUAUAAAAAAAACAAAAAUACAUAGAAUUUAGUUAGCCUUUAUUUAAAAAACCUAUUAUAAUCCCAAACAAAAUUAAGCGUAAAUGUGAAUGUGAUGUUCUACAAAUAGACAGGGAGGAGUGCAAGUGAUUUCAAAAUUAUAAGUUUUUUCUCUUUAAUCUAUGAAACAGUUGAUUUUAAGUUAAAAUUUUUAUCAUUGAAAUCAUUUGUUCAUCUCUCUCGCUAUCUUUGAUACAUGAAUAUUGAAUUGAUAUUUAAAAUUUAAAUAUAAAAAGUAUUGAUUGAUAAAAUGAUAUAAAUAUUCAAUUAACCUAAUAAUUAGCUAACAAAUGAAAGCCUAUCAGUUUUUAAAUAAUUAUUUGUAUUGAUUAUCUAGUUGCAAUACAAUAACGGCUUUAUAAAAUUUCGAUAUCGAAACUAAGUGCUGAAAUUUUUGUUCAAUAUUUUAAGACAAGAUUGAAAAAAUCGGCUCAGUUCAGUAAAAGAAUCUAACUUUAAAAAAUGUGCUCGUCAAAUUUAAAAUCUUCUAAAAUUGAAAAUUAUCUUAAGUCAAUUUUUAAAGAAGUUUCUUGAUAUAUGAACCGAUCUUAAUAGAUAUUAUCUGACUAAAACCAAAAGAUUUAUUUAGAAGAUUUUCGUAAAAUAUAUUUCUGAAAUCAAAAAAAUUUACUAAAAUUUAAAUUUUUACAAAAAUAAAAAUAUUUUUAAGCGCAUCCCGAUUUCAUAGUUAACAUAAUAAGGUUUUUUAUUUCAAACUAUAUUAAAGAUUUUAUAUUCGAUAGCUCUCUUUAAACGAUUUAAAAAAUGCAAGACACUGAUACGCUUUUAUUUGUUACCUUUUAUAAAUAAAAACAAACAUAAUUCAAUAAAUAUACCCCAAAAAUAUUAAAUAUACUUAACUAUAUUAUUAUUAAUAUUAAUUUUAUUUGUUUAUAUUUAGUAUGUAUGUAUGUAUAAUGUUAAUUUUCUUUUAGUUUCUAGUUAAAUAUAUUAAAAAUCCUGUAUUAAGUAAUUCAUCUUUAAAUUUACAAAACAUGAUUUGUAAAAUCCCAUUAUUAUAUUUGUUAAGUUACACAUUUUGUUUUAUGUAUGCC